AUGUCGUGCUACCUACAUCAGUGCCUUCCUCUGGUCUACCAGGAACCCAUCCCCAUCAAGUGCCCGCCGAUGUAUGCUGCCAGAUGCCGGCCAGUGCCUACCUGGCACUCGACACUGUGUACCCCACAGUAUGUAGCCCCCUGUGUCCCCCAGCAGCGGAUCAUGUCCUCCAGGUUCUCCCAACAGCAGUGUGUGACCCAGUGUGUACCAUGGCAGCAGUAUGCAACCAAGUGUGUGCCGCAGCAGCAGUGUGUGACCCAGUGCAUCCUAAAGCAGCCAUGUGAAACUCGAUGCGUGACAACAUGCGUGCCACAGCAACAGUGUGCGACCAAGGGUGCGUCGCAGCAGCCUUGUGUGAUGAAGCAUGUGCUGCAGCAGCAGUGUGCAACCAAAGGUGUGCCCCAACAGUGUGCGACCAAGUGCAUGACCGCCUAUGCCCCCCAGCAGCAGAGCGCGACCAAGUGCAUCCCGCAGCAGCAGUGUGCGACCAGGUGCGUGACCACGUGUGUGCCACAGCAGCCGUACCUGGCCAAGGGCAUCCCACAGCAGCAGUGUGCGACCAAGUGCAUCCCGCAGCAGUGUGUGACCACGUACACCCCGCAGCAGCAGUGUGUGACCAGGUGUGUCACCACGUGUGUCCCACAGCAGUGUGCAACCAAGCGUGUCUCGCACCAGUUUGUGACCUCUUGUGCCCCGCAGCAGAGUGCCACCAUGUACGUCCCACAGCAGUGUGCAACCAGGUGUGUGACCAAGUGUGUCCCGCAGCAGUGUGACACCAAGGGUGCUACCAUUUGUGUCCCACAGCAGUGUGAGACAACUUGUGUCCCACAGCAGCAGUGUGCAACCAAGGGUGUCCCACAGCAGUGUGUGACCAAGUGUGUCCCACAGCAGCAGUGUGUGACCAAAUGUGUCCCGCAGCAGCAGUGUGCGACCAAGGGUGUCCCACAGCAGCAGUGUGCGACCAAGGGUGUCCCGCAGCAGCAUUGUGCGACCAAAUGUGUCCCGCAGCAGCAGUGUGUGACCAAAUGUGUCCCACAGCAGCAGUGUGUGACCAAAUGUGUCCCACAGCAGCAGUGUGCCACCAAGUGUGUCCCGCAGCAGCAUUGUGCGACCAAGUGUGUCCCACAGCAGCAGUGUGCCACCAAGUGUGUCCCACAGCAGCCACAUGCAGCUAAAUGUGUCCUGCAGCAAUGUCAGUCAGGUGGAGUAAAAAUUUCAAGUCACUCUAAAAAGUACUGUUCUGUGUCCAAAUGGCCCUGGUAA
Messenger RNA from Haliaeetus leucocephalus (bald eagle), 1263 nucleotides. RefSeq names its product keratin-associated protein 10-6-like. The record is from RefSeq and is a predicted model, not a curated record. The coding region runs from base 1 to 1263 and encodes 420 amino acids. The transcript has a single exon. NCBI's taxonomy places the organism in Eukaryota, Metazoa, Chordata, Aves, Accipitriformes, Accipitridae.